GUGCAAUGGAAGCGGCAACUCGCAAAUGCCGGACGUGUCUGUCGGUUAGCGAGUCGGAAUACUUGAGCAUUUUUGCGGAGGAAAAUCGGACUAAGAAUAUUGACAAAAUUAUUGCCACACAUCUUUGGUUUCAGGUAAUUGCCACCGAUGAAAGUCAAUGGAUAUGCCAGAGCUGUUGGACAAAGUUGGAAGAGUUUCAUGAUUUCUACACCAGCAUCGAGGCAACGCACAAACAGCAGACACUCCGUGAAGAUGGACGUGGCGCCGCGAAAGAGCGCUCUGUUCCAUCGCCCGAUUGCACUAGUCCUACGUACAAUCCAGAGUUUCUGGAGAUAAAAGGUGAACCGUACGAUGUUGAGGAGACCAAUGACGAUGCCUUAAGCCAGGUGGACAGCAGCGUCAGUGAUAAAAUGUUGUCCUGCGGCGAUAUCAAGAGUGAAGAGUCGGACGAUGAGGAGGAUGAAGACGAAAGUGACUAUUCGCAGCCACCGUAUGAUGGGGUGACGAAACGAGGAAAGUCCACCCGGUCACUGGGGGUCAAGGCACGAAAGCAGCAAACCGGUGAGCGAUUGGAGAAGCGCAAGGCAGGUGGUCGUUUUCCAGUCGACCCGGAAGAGGACAAAAAUAUACUCCAGUUCUACAGGCGCAUCGUAUGCGAGGUGUGUGACAACAAGCGGAUGAUGGUGGGUGAACCGCUGAUCGAGUACGCGACCUGGGGCGAACUGUUGCGCCACACGAAGGACAUGCACGGUCACUACAAGAUCUUUGUACAGUGUCCGGUGUGCGAGAUGAAGCUGCGCACGAAGGUGACGCUGGUGCAGCACAUGGAUAUGCAUCAGAACCCGGAGAAAUAUCGGUGCGAGGUGUGCGGUGAGGUGUUCCAGAACAUGAAGGAACACAUGCAGAACAAGCAUGAGGAGCGCCAGUUUAGCUGCGAUCUGUGUGGGAGCAAGUUUCCGUUCAAGAAGCGGCUCGUGGUGCACAUGAAGAAGAUGCACGCGGAGAAAAACGUCACGUGUGAUCAGUGUCAGAAAUCCUUCACACGCUACACAAUCGAAGAUCAUCGAAGAUCGGUGCACAUGGCUCGGUUUGUGUGUGAGCACUGUCCGAAAACGUUCAAAAUUCGGUUCCGCUUGCACAAGCACAUGCAGGAGCACGAUAAAAGCUUGCGCAUCUCGACGUCCGUGCCUUGCCCGACGUGCGGACAGGUGAUGGGCGAUAAGUACAUUCUUCGACAGCACAUCAAGCACAUGCACAACGAGCAGCAGGCGGUGGAUUGUGAGACGUGUGGGAAGACGUUCAAGAACUAUCGCAAUCUAAAGAUACACCUAACGAACGUGUGCAUGAAACCGAUACAGCUACAUCCAUGUGCGAUAUGUGGCAAGCAGUUCCGGCACAAGAACAAGCUUAAAGACCAUAUGGCAUCCUGCACACCGAAUUGAAGGGUGUCAGUUGUG
Anopheles maculipalpis is the source of this 1457-nucleotide messenger RNA. Its product is annotated as zinc finger protein 62 homolog. The transcript has 3 exons. The record is from RefSeq and is a predicted model, not a curated record. NCBI's taxonomy places the organism in Eukaryota, Metazoa, Arthropoda, Insecta, Diptera, Culicidae. The coding region runs from base 6 to 1442 and encodes 478 amino acids. Gene Ontology annotation, biological process: regulation of transcription by RNA polymerase II. Gene Ontology annotation, cellular component: nucleus; chromosome. Gene Ontology annotation, molecular function: chromatin insulator sequence binding; zinc ion binding.